Molecule: messenger RNA, 7818 nt
Organism: Plasmodium vivax (malaria parasite P. vivax)
Lineage: Eukaryota; Apicomplexa; Aconoidasida; Haemosporida; Plasmodiidae
Product: reticulocyte-binding protein 1 (RBP1), like
Exons: 1
Coding region: 1-7818 (2605 amino acids)
Source: RefSeq, a predicted model, not a curated record
AUGUCCUCCUUGGAAAACUAUUUUCCAAUUUUCCGCCCACUUGUAGAUUUAAAUCGAGGGAAAAACACGUUGCAUAAUAUAAAGAAACAUUUUGAAGACUCGAAAUUUUUAUCAUUCGAUCCGAAUUUGAAGAGAAACAAAAAGUUCAAGCAUAAGGACGUGAAAAAGAAGAGCUUUAAAAGUCUGGAAACAGAUAGUGUACAGCAGUUUGAUAAAGAAAUUAGCAAAGUUAAUAGGGAGGACCCAACAGGAAUAAUCGAAUCUGAUAGUGCUUCAUUUAUAAGCUUAGGAAAUGCUAGUCUGAAAAAUGAACCCUCUGACGGUGGUGGAGAUGAAGUGGUUUUAAGAACCGACGGAGGGGGUAGUGACACCGAUAAAGAUUCAGGCAAAUUGGAGAAAAGUGAAAUACCUGAUGUGGAGAACGCAGAAUCGGUAUCGAAAUAUAAAAUCGUUUUAGAAGAUUAUGUAAAUAAACUGAAAGAAUCUAAUCCAUAUUUCUUGAUGGAGGUUGAUUAUGUUAAUCUGCAGUCUUUUAAAGAAAUUAGGAACCUCAUUCCAGAGGGGAAAGAAUACCACAAGUUCUACGAUGAGGAGAUGGAUAAAAAAGUCACAGAUUACACAAAUAGAUUAGACGCACUGAUGAAAAAGUUCAUUGGAGCGAAAAAUGAAAUGAUAAAAAUGGAUGCUAUCGUAAAAAUUCAUAAAAAGGGUUCUACCGAAUUGAAGCAAGAAGCUGAAAAUGUAAAAAAAUUAGAAUUAGCAAAGGAGCAAUAUGAAAAGUACAUGAAAGAGUAUAAUGAUGAUAUAAAACCUAUUGUACAUGAAAUUAGAAACAAGGCAUAUGAGCAUUUGAAGCAAUCCAGCUGCACGCACCAGUGUAAUGCUUACAUUAUGAAUUAUGCUCGUCUUCUUAACAAAUAUAUAAAGAACAUUUCAGAGACUACGGACGAGUCAGUUGUCACUAUCGUUAAAAGUAUUAACGAUUAUAAUUCUCUGGACAAAAUAUUAGAACUUGCAGAAAGGGAGAAUAUAGACAUUGCAGAAAAUGUCUACCUUUUGAAGUUACUAGGAGAAGAAGUAAAUGACCUUAACUAUGUGUAUGUGAUAAACAGAUCGCUAAUAAAUGACGCGAAUAAAGUUCUGAUGGACAUAAAGGAAAAUGGGAUUUUAUUUCAUACGAAGGAGGAUAAAAUUGUAAACAGUACAAAGGAACUAAUCAACAACUAUUGUGUGUUUCACCAUAUAAUGAUUUUGAAUGUUCCAAUUAAAAAAAUGUACGAAGAAAGGAUAAAAAGGUCUAACGAUUUAUUUUCUACAAUUAUGGAAAAGUUAAAAGAUGAAGCUCAUAAAUUAAUCAAUUCUGUAUUUGUCGAGGAGGAAAGUAAUAAAAUUCUUAAGUCGUCAGAAGGAAUUGUCCAAAAUGCAGAAAAAAUACUUGAGGAAAAUAAAAAAAAAAUAGACUUUUUUAAAAGGUAUCCAGAAAUAAAAACGAAGCCUCCUAUGGAAGAAUUACAAACUGAGUUUAGUCAACAAGAAGAAGCGAGGGGGGAAAUAUUAAACAUGGCACAGCUAAUCGAUCACUUAUAUAAUAAUUUGUUUCAUGUGAACAAAACUAAUCAUUUAAAUAAAUUAAACGAAAUAGCUCAGUACGGGGAUAGCAUAACAAAGGGAAAUUUACUGUUGGAAGAAAUUUCUGAAAUUAAUAAAGAGCGGAAUGUUCUAAAGGUAAAUAUUGCUACUUUGAAAAAUGUGCAUGGGAAUUUGGUACGUUCGAAAAAUAACAUUGUUGAAAUUGUAAUAAAUGUGGACAACACUUCUGAGGUGGACGAAUUGAAGGAAAAGGAAGAGAAGCUUGCAAAGUACAUGGAAGAAAUUAACGAAAAAAUUAAAGACAUGAUAAAGAAAAUGCACAAAUUAAAGGAAGUCAUCGUUUUAAGAGAUAAAGCGAAUCAAGAUGUCAUCACGAUUAACGAGUUACUGAAUGGAGGGUCGAAUGCCAAUUUGGAAGAAUUCAUAAGUAAAAAGAACAAAGCCAAUGAUGAUAUUAAUUCGAUAUUUAAAACAUUGUACAGCGGAGACGUAUAUGAUCUUAUCGAAACGGUGGGCACGUUUGUUCGUGAAAAGAGAAAAAUUGUAGGCGAAACGUUUUCCGCUAAACAAAUUGACCAAGUGGAACAAUAUCUCAGCGAAGUAAGAGUGGCUCAUGCCAAUUUAGACACCCUGACUCAUGAAAAAUUGAUAAAUGCCUAUGAUCAGUUAAGCGCAGAAGAGAACAAUACAGAAAAACUUAAAAAUGAUCUUGUUAAGAAGAAGAGCGAAGAUCUAUACAAAAAAAUGGCAGACUCUUUGAAAACAUUUAAAACUGAAUAUGCUGAUUUGGUGAGAAAUAUGGAGGAAUACGAAAGGGAAGAAAAAAUAUUAGAACAGUGUAUGGGAAAAACUUUGAAAAAGGAGGAAGAACACUUCAACACGUUACAAGUGGAUGGAGAAGCUCUGAAAGACACGUACAAUUGCGCAGGAUUCGAAAAACUGAGGGGCACUUUUUCGCAGAGGAAAUUCGAAUUGUCACAAAAAAUAGACCACGUUAAGGGUGUGGUGACUAAUAUGGAGAAACUUUUAAAAUCUUACAGUGAUUUGGAGAAGCAUUUUCUUUUACUUGAUGAUAGCGAUUACGUAAAACGAGUGGAAACAUUAAGACAAACUGUUCAGCGCGAAAUGAUGAAUAAAAAAAUGAGUGUUCAAGAGGACAGCUUCAAGAGAAGGACUGAAUCUGUACUUAAGACCAUCAAAAUAUUCGAAAGUUUAAACAAAACCAUACAUUUUCAUAACCACUUAAACAGGAGCAUAAACGAAUGUGAAGGCAUCAAUGUAUCGAUCAACAGUUUAAAAGGCAAAACAGUCGCGUUAAAGGGCGAACUGCAAAAAGAAAUUGAUGACAUUGGAGCAGACCAGCUGAUAAGUGAAGCUGUAAAAGUGGCACUACUAGAUAAGUUGAAAGCAGAACUAGGAAGUGUAAACAGCAAAUUAGAUGAAACUCACAUGGAUGAUUUGCUCAAAAAAUCAACAGAUUUGAAUAAAUUCUACAGAGAUUCAAAAAGCGAUUUGCACGAAAAGAGGCAAGAAUACCCUGUGCACUAUUCUCUAGAAAAGGUAAAUGACUGGGAAGAAAUUAAAACGGAAGUCCACGAAUUAAAUGCUCAUUAUAAUGCAUUCAACGACAAUAAGGCUAAACUAAUUUUAGCCAAUUCGCGCAUGUACUUGGAAUCAAUAUAUAACCUUAUAAAAGAGUUGGUUCAUAACACAAGGGAGGAGAAAGACAAAAUGGAGAGAUCUCUAAAGGGAAUAGAAAAAAGCGUAGAAACUAUCGAACUGAACCAGGAUUAUAAAAACGCUAAAGUUACGGACAAUGAGAAUGAAAUAAAAAAUAUAAAUGAAGACACUAUUCCAAAAAUUAAGGAACGAAUUGAUGAGUAUAGCAGAAAACUGACUAAAUUCGAGGAACAAUCGGAUAGUUUAAACAACAAAGACACGAAUAAAGGAAGUGACGUUACUCUCUUGCUUGAUGUGAUAAGACAAAUGAAAGGUACUUAUCAAGAAUUAAAAAAGAUACCUACUGAGAUGUUCAAAGAGAGGGACGAAAUAAGGAACACUGAAGAAAAUGUAAACAAGGUUCAAUUCGCAUACGAGAGAAAAUUAAUUGAGCAAUUUUUAAAAAGAAUUACUCAGAAGAGGAAUGAGGCGGAAGAGCAAACACAACAGAUCAGCGCAAUUGUUAAACAAAUUGAAGGGAUAAGAAAAGAAACGGGAGAUCCUAUCGACAAAGAAUUAACCACCACGAACUGCGAAAAACAUCUUCACGAUGCUGAAGAAAAAGGGGAGGAAAUAAAGCAAAUUGAAGAGUUGUCCACCAAACUGAGAGGAGAAGCUGCCACUACUGAUGUCAUAAGUGAAGUCAUAAAAAUUAAAGAACAGGUUUACGCACAUUUGGAAAAAGCCACAAGCAAUAGUAACCACGUAAGCGAGGCACUGAACACAAUUAAAGAAAUGAAAGAACUAAUACUGUCAGAGAGUUAUAACAGUGUUAUUAACUUUAUCUUAAGGAAUGUAAAUGAUGCUCAUAAAUAUGUCGAAUUGGUAAAAAUGGAAUUGCUAAAAAUUGAAGAUGCCACUGACCAUGUGAAGAUACGAUUUGAGGAAGCAAAGAAGUUAAAGGAAAAAAUCAAGACAGAUGUGGAUGACGAGGGGGCAGAUCAUAUCAUCAAAGAAAUUGAAGAAAUAAGAAAAGUAAUUUUGAAUGAAAUAAAAGACACAAGCACAUUUUUAACAAAUGCAGAAAAGGGCAAAGAAAAUUGUCUUCUACAUUUCGAGAAUGCAAAGGGGGGAAAAGCAAAAUUUGAUUACUUAAAAGAACAUGGUGACGGUGAGCACAAAAGAAUAUCACACAGUGAGAUAAAUAUGGUGGAAGAAAAUAUGACAAAAGUGAAACAACACACGGAUGAAGCUGACAAGGAUGUGGAACAAACGAAAAAAUUUUAUUACUCUAUUUUGGGAUAUGAAAAACUAAUCAAUGAUCUGCUAAACGAAUCGCUACUUAGAAAAGUCAAAUUAAAAUGCGAGAAAUUGAGAACAGAAGUAGACGGAAUAAUGGACGAAAUGGAACGUGUAGAUGUUAAGGCCAAGGAAGAGUCCAUCGAACAAGAACAAAAGGUAAAACAAAUGAAGGAGCAAUCCAUUGUUGAGGGUGAUCAGCCUAAAGAACUUAACGAAGAGUCUAUGAACGCAUUGCUACAAAUAAAAAAUUACAGACAGAAAUUGGACGACGUUAUGUUAAGUAUAAAAAGUGUGGAAGAGAAUAUGGAGCAGUUUUUAAGGAAUGCUGGCAGUUACGUGAAAACAACGCUAGACAUCUCUCAACUGCGAAAUGAAAAUUCGUUCGAUAAUUUGACAGCGGCGGAGGAAAACUACAAAAUAGCAUUGAGAAAUGUUCAGAAUGAAAAACAGCGUAUGAUAAGUGAGGAAAAAAGGCUAGCUGAAAUGUAUAGGGAUAUCAUUAGUGUAGGAAAAGAAUUGGAAGAACAAAAAAAAAGAUACGAAGUGGGAUUAUUGAAAGGGAUAAAAGAGAAUGCUGACAGAAGAUUGACCGCAUUGGAAUUAACCAAAAAGGAAGUUAACUCUUUGGUGGAUCCGUCCAAAUCCAUAUUUUUUAAAUUCAAAUUGGACAACUUAGACGAAACAGAUAUAAUGAAAUAUCUAUAUCGCUAUGCUGAUCGAAUUUACCAUAUUUUUGACGAAUUUGUGAAAUUGUACAAAAUGAUAGAAGGAUAUUUAUCCCAGAAUUCGGACCCCUCUGUAACAUUUAAUGAAGUCAAAAUGGUGAGGGAGAAAGCGCAAAUGGAAGAAAUGAGCCUUGGAGAAAAGGAAGAAGAGUCAAAAGAAGUACUGAGAGACAUGAAAAAAAAGGAGUCCAUAAGGUUGUUAAACGAAAUGAUGGAAAUGCUGAACAGUGCAAAGGAAAGAGUUACGGAAGAUCAUGCAAAAGUCAGCAACUAUGUGGAGAAUGUUAAAAAAGACGUCACCGAUUUAAAGGUACUGGACGAUGUAAAUAACGGCGCCAAUGUUUUUAAUAAGGCAAUGAAUAGUGUUAACGAAAUUAAAGACGCAAAGUAUAUGAACCAUAGGAAGGAAGCGGAAAAUAUAUACGAAAAUAUGAUACAACUGGCGAACUAUUUCUUAGAUGACGAUGUUAGGAUGGAGUCCACGGGAAAGUUAAGCGAAGCGGCAUUUGCAAAGGCAGAACCGGGUAUAGUGUCAGACAUUUUUGGCAAAAUAAAGGAGGCGAAGGAAAUUGUAGAAAAAAUAGAAGAAGAGUCAAUAGGUAUACAAAAUAAACAAAUAGAAGGGGAAAGGCUCUCCACUGAGGCGAACCACAUUUACAGCGUGGCAAAGCUGAAAAAUGAAUUUAAAAACAAAAAGAAUGAAGCGAAACUUAAGGUCAUAUUCGUGCUAGCCGAAAUAGAGGAAGCAUUACAUAAAUUAAAAAGUGUGAAUAAAGUAAAAUGCCAUUAUGAUAAUUAUGAUAAUUAUAAUGAUAUACUAGAAAAUAACGAAGAACAUGAGAAUUUCAAGCAAAUUUCUUCUACCUACAAGUUGAAGAAGGCCCAAAUAGCGAAAGAAGCAGAUAUAAAUGAAAUGAAAAAUGAUGCAAAUAUGUACAAAGACAAGUUAGCCAGUUUGGAUAAAAACGGGGAGACUUUUAACGAUGGAAGCGAUGAAAUUUCUACUGCACAGAAGUACAAAACUGACGUUGAAGGUAUUAUAGACAAACUAAACGUUAUAGAUGAAACCAUUAAUGGAAUUAAUUCCACGCUAGACGAAUUGCUAGAGUUAGGAAAUAAUUGUCAGCUGCAUCGGACCUUUUUAAUCAGCAGUUCUUUGAAUAAUAAAAUUGCAAAAUUCUUAGUAGAGAUUAGGGAACAAAAAGAGAACACAAAAAAAUGCUUCCAAUAUGUAAAAAGAAAUCACCAACAUUUGGCUAAUUUCGUUUCUGAGUUACACAAAACUCAGGGUGGCAUAUUUGAGAAUGUUAACCUGGUGGAUAACACACCGGAUGCAGAUAAGUAUUACCAUGAAUUUAUGGAAAUAGAGCAGGAGGCAACGAAAAUCGUGAAGGAUAUAAAAAAGGAAAUAUACCACUUAAACGAUGAUGUAGACGAACCUGUUUUGGAGAAACGGAUAAAAGACGUGAUCAACACGUAUAACAAAUUGAAGACGAAAAAGGUCCAAAUGGACCAGAGUUAUAAAAAUAUGUAUAUCACUAAAUUGAGGGAAGUCGAGGGAAGCCACGAUCUUUUCAACCAGGUAGCACAAUUGAUUAGAGGCGAAACGGAUAAAAAAGGGAAAGCCCUGUCAGAGAGAGAAAAUAACUUACACAGUAUUUACAAUUUUGUAAAAUUGCACGAAACUGAGCUGCAUAAUCUUUACGCCAAAUACACACCGGAGUAUAUGGAAAAAAUAAAUAAAAUAUUCGACGACAUCAAUGCUAGGAUGAUUGCGGUUGACCUUAAUGAUGAUCACAGCAGUGAAUAUAGCGACGUGAAAAGGCAUGAACACGAGGCCAUGCUUUUAAUGGACGCAACAAAUAAUUUGUCGAAGGAAGUAGAAAUGAUGCAGAACGAAAGUGGCGGCAAAAACGAUGGCAUAAAUGGAGGAAAAAGCCAACUCGUGGAAGAUUACACAAAUACGAUGAGCGAAUUCACGGAGCAGGCUAAGACAGUUGCGAAAAAGAUACACGACUCAAAAGGGGACUACGCAAAUAUGUUUGAUCAUAUAAGGGAGAAUGAAGCCAUGCUGGAAAGAAUUGACCUGAAGAAGAAGGACAUUAAAGAAAUACUUGCGCAUUUAAACAGAAUGAAGGAAUAUUUAUUAAAAAAAUUAUCUGAAGAGGAGAAAUUACAUCAUAUGAGAGAAAAAUUAGAAGAAGUUAACACGAGUACUGACGAAAUUGUAAAAAAAUUCAGGACAUAUGAUCAAAUGGUAGAUAUAUCCCAAAAUAUUGACAUCAAAAAUGUGCAGUCAAAAAGGUACGACUCUGUCGAUGAGAUAGAUAAAGAAAUGAGUUACAUAAAAACUCACAACAAAGAUUUAAUAGACAGCAAAUUUAUAGUGGAAAGGGCACUAGAAAAUGACAAAAGGAAAAAGAGCGAAAUGGGUUCAGGGUUUAGGGUUCAGGGUUCAGGGUUUAGGGUUCAGGGUUCAGGGUUUAGGGUUCAGGGUUCAGGGUUUAGGUUUAGGGUUCAGGGUUUAGGGUUCAGGGUUUAG